Messenger RNA from Lactuca virosa, 393 nucleotides. Lineage: Eukaryota; Viridiplantae; Streptophyta; Magnoliopsida; Asterales; Asteraceae. The record is from the annotation of a GenBank genome assembly.
AUGGCAGCCACCAUCGUGAGGUGGUGGCGGUGGUUUUUGUUGGUUCCUAGACAAGCAGCAACACACCCAAGAUUUAGUUUGCAAAGCGCACCCAACCACCCACCUGGUGGCGUUUGGCAAGGGCAGCAGCAACUCAAGCGGCUCAUCGGUGGCACCACGGUGGUUUGGGAUGCAACAGGAGAAUGGUGUGACAAAUGGCCACCGGUGCGCAAGAAACAAUUGCUCGGGACGGCAGCAACGAUGCGACGUCGGAAAGAAUUGGAGAAGGAGAUUGGCGGUGCGAAACCCACCGAGCGAAGCAGCAGCAGCAGUGGCAUAGAGACUUCGCGAUCCUCGCCGGCGAUUGGAGCGACGACAGCGUUGGAGGGUGGACAGCAAUACUUACAAAGCUAA